This is a messenger RNA of Fusarium odoratissimum NRRL 54006, 534 nucleotides long. RefSeq lists its product as uncharacterized. The transcript has a single exon. Lineage: Eukaryota; Fungi; Ascomycota; Sordariomycetes; Hypocreales; Nectriaceae. The record is from RefSeq and is a predicted model, not a curated record. The coding region runs from base 187 to 534 and encodes 115 amino acids.
UGAGCCCAUAGCUACGUCGACUGCCCCACUAUCUUAGUAUGUCAUAAGGAUCGUGCUUGGGUACCUUGACCGGGGCUCUCACCUCAACUGCUUCACCUACGGCCUAGCUAAAGGCUCUCAUUUACAGCCGCGCCAGCCAGGAAUGGUGGGAACUAUCCUCCUCUAUGCAAUCUGAAUAAGAGUACUAUGUAUGCUGUGGUGCUGACUUGGCCUUUCCCGUAUCUCGUAAUGACAUUACUCAUCAAUGUACGUUGGCUACCUAUGGGUAUCAGUCAUUCUAUGCAAAAUUCCUCGUCACUAGGUAUUUCAGACAGUGACAAUAUCGGCAAAGCGACGUAUCUUCCGCUUGUCUUGGUAAUCGCUACCGCCGCUCACCCCCCAACGUUUCUACUCUCACCUCACUCCAAGCGGACAAGGCGGGCAAUCAAACCCCCACCCGCCUGGAGCUCAGUUGCUCCAAUGGCCCGUCGAGACCUCGCCGAGUCCACCGAGACCCUCAAUGAUGUCGGCAGCAUCCAUACCUUAUGGACAUAG